Molecule: messenger RNA, 1661 nt
Organism: Yamadazyma tenuis ATCC 10573
Lineage: Eukaryota; Fungi; Ascomycota; Pichiomycetes; Serinales; Debaryomycetaceae
Source: RefSeq, a predicted model, not a curated record
GCCUUACACAGUAGGGGCUUUAGUAUACACCCAGAGUUUCGGUAUUGUUUCGGUAUUCACCCAAGGGUUUCGGUAUAUACCCAGCCUUUCAGUAUAUACCCAGCCUUUCAGUAUAUACCCAGCCUUUCAGUAUUUACCUAGAGUGUAUUUACUCACCAGUUUCCAGUUUCCAGGUUCCAAUCUUACUCUGCGCGUACUUGCUCGCUCCUCAAAAUCAGGUUUAAUAAUAUGGUACAAGCCAAUAUCGUGGUAGUGGGCGCGGGCGUCAGUGGCCUCACGACGGCUGUCGAAUUAAAGAAACUGCAUCCGCUGUACGACAUCACUAUUGUGCUGAGCCACUUGCCAGGAGACAUUUCGCCCGAUUUCACGUCUCCUUUUGCGGGAGCCAACUGGCAUUCGUUUGCCACAAUCGAGGAUAAACGCCUUCAAACCUACGAUUUGGAGGGGUACAAGAGAUUGGUUCAGUUGGCCGAAACCGACCCCAAAUCGGGCAUUUGGGCCAACGACUCCUACUGUUUUUAUAGCCAAUCUGCGGUUGAAGAGAUGGGAAACAAAAAACCCGAUCCCUGGUACAAACACAAAGUCGAAAACUACCAGACCAUUCCGCCCGAGCAACUUUUACCGGGCACUGCACACGGGUACCGGUUCAAGGGAGUAGUUAUCACGGUUCCAAUAUACCUCAACUAUUUGUUGCAAAAAGCACUUGAGAUGGGAAUUGCCAUCAAAAGAGUCUCAGCCUUGAAGGAAAUUGGUAGUGCCCGCCAGUUACACUCCUCUGGGAAAAGGGCUGACGUGGUGGUCAAUUGCACCGGGUUGCUUGCAAAAAAUAUUAAAGGGUACCGAGACCCAAACAGACAGUACCCAGUAUUGGGACAGGUUUUGCACGUCCGGAACAAUGCCCGAACAGAGUUUGCCGUCGAUGGAGUGGAUCCAUCACGACCAGAUGAGUCGCUCUAUAUCUUUCCUCGAAAGGAGGGUGGAUCUAUCAUUGGAGGGUGUCACCGAGAAAACUUUGACUCAACUGAUGAGGAUAAGGAGUUGACCAAACGGCUCAUUGACCGGGCUAUUAAGUACGCUCCCGAGCUUAUAGACCGUUCCUUCAAAAACAAUCCAGAAUUUAUGGACAUUAUUACCGUAGGUGUGGGACAACGACCUUUCAGAGACGGAGGGGUGCGGGUAGAGCAGGACCCAGACCUUCACUGGUUGGUCCAUAACUAUGGAGCUGGUGCUGGGGGGUAUCAGGGAAGUUAUGGGUUCAGCUCUGAGGCUGUGAGACUUGUGAGAAUGGCAGCAGAGCUGAUCCAUUCCAAGAUUUAGAGACUAUGGGUGAAGUUGUAUUGUCUUUUUAUAGUAGUAGUAGAAGUGUACGAGUUCUGACCCAUACACUUCUCUAUGGUAUAGUAUCUAAAUUGACUAAUUGCACACCUGGCGAAUCAAAACGUCGAAUAUCUUUCUGCCAACCUGUUUGGCAUAUUUCUUCUGGUGGUCUUUAUCUGUCUGGUUGGAGAUGAACUCGGAUGCCUUGUUCUGCUUGGCAUUCAAGGGCGUGGGCUUAUCUUUAUAGUCAUGGGUCUUGAUCUGAAUGUCUUUGUAGCCUUGUUGGGCCUCGAGAAACCCAAGGUUUUGUGGAUGUUCAGGGAUGGACAUGUGAAUAGCUCGGU